CUUUCAUUGUUCUUUGACUCUCUCUCACACUUGCUUUUGAUUUAUCCAUUUGGCCCGUACUUUCUCUAUCUAUAUCUGUGCAAGUAACGUAGAUAGCUUAAUAAAUUUCUCUCUCUUGCUUCCUGCUUUUCUUGUUUCUGUCUUUCUCUUUUAUCUCAUCGCAAAACAAGUGUCUUUUCUUGUUCAGAACUCUCAACGAGGAAUCAACAAAAGGAGAGAGAGGGGAAUGUUUUUUUUUGGCUUAAAACCCCUGUAAAAUUAUUAUAAGGACGGUGCUUCUUUGAAGAUCACAUUGAUUUGUGAGUUCUUGCAAGGGCUCUGUUAGCUCUUGGCUUUUAUUGCGUAUUGCUUUUCAGCAAUGGCUGGUAGUAAUGAAGUCAACCUUAAUGAAUCUAGGAGGGUUGUUCCGCUUAAUACAUGGGUUCUCAUUUCCAAUUUCAAACUAGCUUACAAUCUCCUUAGACGACCUGAUGGAACGUUUAACCGGGAUUUAGCGGAGUUUCUUGACCGUAAAGUAGCAGCCAACAUCAUUCCUGUGGAUGGGGUUUACUCUUUUGAUCAUGUGGAUCGAACUACUGGUCUGCUUAAUAGAGUUUAUCAGCCUGCCCCAAAAAAUGAAGCUCAGUGGGGCAUUGAGGAGUUAGAAAAGCCCUUGAGCACCACCGAGAUUGUGCCUGUUAUUGUUUUCUUCCAUGGUGGAAGUUUUACACAUUCUUCUGCCAAUAGUGCCAUUUAUGACACUUUCUGCCGCCGCCUUGUUAACAUUUGCAAGGCUGUAGUGGUCUCGGUAAAUUAUCGUAGAUCACCGGAGUACAGAUAUCCGUGUGCAUAUGAUGAUGGUUGGACUGCUCUUAAGUGGGUUACAUCAAGAACCUGGCUUCGAAGUGGAAAAGAUUCUAAAGUUUAUGUCUAUUUGGCUGGAGAUAGCUCGGGCGGUAAUAUAGCUCACCAUGUAGCAGUUAGAGCAGCCGAAGCUGAACCCAAGAUUGAAGUACUGGGGAACAUUCUACUUCACCCAAUGUUUAGUGGAGAAAAGAGAACUGAAUCAGAGAAUAGAUUGGAUGGCAAAUACUUUGUUACAAUACAAGAUCGGAAUUGGUAUUGGAGGGCUUUUCUUCCUGAGGGAGAAGAUCGGGAUCAUCCGGCAUGUAACCCAUUUGGCCCUCGAGGCCAAAGCCUUCAAGGUCUUAAGUUUCCAAAAAGCCUUGUAGUUGUGGCUGGUUUGGAUCUUGUUCAGGACUGGCAAUUGGCAUAUGUUGAAGGGUUGAAGAAAGCUGGUCACGAUGUGAAACUCCUUUUCCUUGAAGAGGCCACAAUUGGGUUCUACUUCUUGCCAAAUAAUGAUCACUUUUAUUGCCUCAUGGAGGAGAUAAAGAAGUUUGUGAAUCCUAACUGUUAAUACUCUCGUUAACCUUAACUACAGGCAACCUUACAUAACAGAAGUUGGACAUUUCACUCGGGUUUUUUUAUCCUUUCGCAGUGAUGGUGUGUAGUUAUAAGAUUGUGUAUUACUUCAUACUGUGUUACCAUUUGUAGCGGUGGCAUAAGAGUUCUGCAUCUUUGGCAACUGGGUUUUCUUCUUGUGGAGAAGAGAGCUUAUGGUCUGCCAUUAGGAAAGGAACUCCAUCCAGGAACUACCAGUUUCAGUGGAUCAGAAUAUAGUUUACCCUUCUUAACUUCCAGCACAGAAAGUGUGGGGUACUAUUUGGUUGUUAAUCGAUUGGUUAUAGCAUUGCUUGUAAUUGUAAGCACUAAUAUCAAAACAUGAACUGGAAAAUCAUAUAUCCAUCUUGUUAUGGAUUUGUAUGUUAUACUUGUUUUACAGAAAUAUAUAAAGAAUUUUGUCUGUAGUA
This is a messenger RNA of Mangifera indica (mango), 1853 nucleotides long. RefSeq names its product gibberellin receptor GID1B-like. Gene Ontology annotation, molecular function: hydrolase activity; gibberellin binding. The transcript has 2 exons. Gene Ontology annotation, biological process: raffinose family oligosaccharide biosynthetic process; floral organ morphogenesis; positive regulation of gibberellic acid mediated signaling pathway. The record is from RefSeq and is a predicted model, not a curated record. NCBI's taxonomy places the organism in Eukaryota, Viridiplantae, Streptophyta, Magnoliopsida, Sapindales, Anacardiaceae. Gene Ontology annotation, cellular component: cytoplasm; nucleus. Bases 359 to 1399 code for a protein of 346 amino acids.